UUUUUAACCUCUCAAUUGACAAUGAGCGAGGAUAGAAAGAUACAAGAACUUCGUAAUGAAGCUGAUAAGGUCACAGGCGAGUCCCUGGAAUCGACGAGGCGCAUGAAAGCGUUGGCCCUAGAAACGGAACAAGUUGGUGGUGCAACACUUAAAAAUUUAGGGGAUCAAGGGGAGCAAUUAAAUAGGAUUGAAAGAGGUUUGGAUAACAUCAAUCAAAAUGUCGCUGAAGCGGAAAGUGAGAUUGAGGAACUUGAAAAAUGUUGUGGAUGCUGUGUUUGUCCUUGGAACAAAUCAAAAAAAUUUAAAAAAAGAAAAUUUAAAGAAACUUCGAGCGUGCAACCGGAACGCGCACAGGAAGUGUCCCAUGGAAACCACGGAAAUAGCAUUUCCGAGCAACCCGAGAGGCCUGUGAUGAGGCGGAUAAUUGGGGACGCUCGUGAGGAUGAAAUGGAGGAAAAUUUAAACGAUAUCAGUGGAAUUGUAGGAAAUUUAAGAGCCCAGGCUCAGGAAAUGCACACCACUCUCAGUCAACACAACCAACAGCUGGAUAGAAUUGACGCAAAACUAUCGCACAAUGUGGAAAGGGUGGAAGCUGCGGGCACGCGUACUGCUCGGUUGCUAAAGUAAAAAGUUUUUCAAGAGGGCCGUGAUUGUAAAAGUAUAGUUGUAGUUGCUCUCACACAAGUU
Molecule: messenger RNA, 687 nt
Organism: Zophobas morio
Lineage: Eukaryota; Metazoa; Arthropoda; Insecta; Coleoptera; Tenebrionidae
Product: synaptosomal-associated protein 23-like
Exons: 5
Coding region: 22-627 (201 amino acids)
Biological process (GO): synaptic vesicle priming; exocytosis; synaptic vesicle fusion to presynaptic active zone membrane
Cellular component (GO): plasma membrane; SNARE complex
Molecular function (GO): syntaxin binding; SNAP receptor activity
Source: RefSeq, a predicted model, not a curated record